Messenger RNA from Gekko japonicus, 3510 nucleotides. RefSeq names its product plakophilin 3 (gene PKP3). Gene Ontology annotation, biological process: cell-cell junction assembly; cell-cell adhesion. NCBI's taxonomy places the organism in Eukaryota, Metazoa, Chordata, Lepidosauria, Squamata, Gekkonidae. Gene Ontology annotation, molecular function: cadherin binding. The transcript is spliced from 14 exons. Gene Ontology annotation, cellular component: plasma membrane; cytoplasm; nucleus. The coding region runs from base 172 to 2652 and encodes 826 amino acids. The record is from RefSeq and is a predicted model, not a curated record.
CUCCUAGCCCAGCCUAAUCCAGCUUGUAGUAGCACCAGGAGUUACCAAACGGAGCAAGUUUAAUUGUCCCAGCUGCCUGAAGACGGAAAUAUCUGCCCCGUUGGCAGCCUCUGGACCUCGACAGCCCUGGGCUCAGGCACGUGAGAAGCUGCCUCCAUCAGCACCAAGAGGAUGCUACAGGGGAACAAGCGGUCAAGGUUGCCAAGCUCUCCGGAGGAUGGCGUGUGCUCCUUGGCGUUGCCCUCCGACCAGCAGCUGGACAGGAAAGGCAAAGAGGCGCAGGACACGGAGGUGCUGAAGAACGCCCGGGUGCAGGAGCAAGUCCGCGUGAGGAUGAUGCAGAAGAGCCACUCGGCCCCCAGGACUAAUGGAGCCGGGCUUGACUAUGAGCUGAAAGGGUUCACGCUCUCCAAUGGCCAAUACAACACUCUGCAGCCCAGUUUCAGCUCCAGAUCCCAGACAAAUGGCACAGACCACAAAGGCUCCAUGUAUCAGACAAAGAAAGGUUACAACACCAUGAAGUCUACUAACUGGUCCUCCCGCUCAGCAGUGGACCUCAGACCCAACAGGAGGAUGGCCUCUGUCAGCAAUGGUGUGGGGCCUAAGGGCCUGAAUUAUGGCAUGAAUUACACCCUGUCUCAAGCUGCCAACUCUACUUCACGCCCCAACUCCUUCCACGAACGAAACUAUCGGGCCCAUCAUAACUACGACACGAUGUCCCUCCGUUCCCUGCGCUUGGCAGAUGGGCCAGUCAGUCCUGGGGGCAUAGAUGACCGCUACAGCCUCAUGUCUGAGCAGAUGGAUCCAUUGGUCUACAAAAACAGGGGGGGUGGCAACUUCACCAAAUCCUACACCUUUGAAAGGCAGAUGAGUGCUGGAUCUAAUGCUGGCAUGAAGGGGCCCAUCAACUGGAUGGAUGGUGUGGAUGGCCCCCCAAACAGGACUGUCAUCCGUGCACCAGCCAUGCGCACCUUGCAGCGUUUCCAAAGCAAUAACCGCUCCCGCCUGAGCACUGGCUCCUUCAGUGCGGUCCAGUCUUCCCAAGGGGGCGUUGGGAACUCCUACGCAGGUGUAGUGGAACGCAGUUCGCGUGCCCCUUCUGUGCGUAGCUUGGCUGAUUCCAACCACCAUUUGCAAGACCUGCGUGCCAUUGAUAUGUAUGAUGGUCACAACUCACUCAUGACUCAACAGUCCUUUUCUGGUGGGUUUGAUGACAUUGACCUUCCCUCUGCGGUGAAGUACCUGAUGGCCAGUGACCCCAACCUGCAAGUCCUUGGGGCUGCCUACAUCCAGCACAAAUGCUAUAGUGACACUGAUGCCAAGAAACAGGCUCGCAGCCUCCAAGCUGUGUCCAAGCUGGUGAAGCUUUUCAACAACUCCAACCAGGAGGUGCAGCGCCACGCAACUGGUGCCAUGCGCAAUCUCAUCUAUGACAACACUGAAAACAAGCUGGCACUGGUGGAGGAGAAUGGCAUUUUUGAGCUGAUGCGCACUUUGCGCGAGCAGGAUGAUGAGCUACGCAAGAAUGUCACAGGCAUCCUCUGGAAUCUGUCCUCCAGCGAUACCCUCAAGGACCGCCUGGCCCGAGACACCCUGGAGCAGCUCACACAGCUAGUUUUGAUCCCUCUGUCUGGCACAGGCAGCGCGGCUGUUAUCCAGCAAAAUCCCUCUGAGGCAGAAAUCUUCUACAAUUCUACUGGCUUCCUCAGGAAUCUCAGCUCUGCCAGCCAGCAGACGCGACAGAAGAUGCGCGAGUGCCACGGGCUAGUGGACUCCAUGGUCAAUUAUAUUAACAACUCACUGGAAGUGGGGAAGUCCGAAGACAAGAGUGUAGAAAACGCAGUCUGUGUCCUGCGCAAUCUGUCCUACCGCCUGUAUGACGAGAUGCCGCCUUCCUCACUCCAGCGACUGGAAGGGCAAAGGAGGAAUGACGGGGCAACCAUGACAAGCGAGCUGGUGGGCUGCUUCAGCCCGCAGAGCAAGAAGGCCCGAGAGCUCUACGUGAACUCAGAUAUUGUGACCUUCACGGAAGUCUCUAAGGACCCCAAGGGGAUGGAGUGGCUCUGGAACCCCCAGAUCAUAGGGGUCUAUAACAGGCUGCUGCAGAGAUGUGAGUUGAACAAGCACACCACGGAGGCCGCUUCUGGGGCGCUUCAGAACAUCACGGCCGGAGACAGAAGGUGGGCUGGUGUUCUCAGCAGAGUAGCUUUGGAACAAGAGAGGAUCCUGAACCCGGUCCUGGACAGAGUCCGCACCGCUGACCAUCACCAGCUACGUUCACUAACAGGGCUGAUUCGCAACCUGUCCCGGAAUGCUCGCAACAAGGAUGAGAUGUCAACCAAGGUGGUGAGCCACUUGAUUGAGAAGCUCCCAGGGAGCCUCAGCGACAAGUGGCCCCCGACAGACGUCAUUGUCAACAUUAUCGCAGUGCUGAACAACUUGGUUGUGGAAAGCCCCAUCGCCGCACGUGACAUUGUCUACUUCGAUGGCCUGCGUAAACUUUUCUUCAUCAAGAAGAGGAGGGACAGCUCUGACAGUGAGAAGUCAUCCAGAGCCGCUUCCAGCCUCCUGACCAACAUGUGGCAGUACAACAAGCUCCAUCGGGACUACAAGACGAAGGGCUACCGAAAAGAAGAUUUUGUUGGCCUGUAAGGACAGUGGCUUCUGAUAUUUACAGAAAAUGGACUGUCUGACCCUAACAGCUCUCCACAAAAAUAUUUUGAAGUGCCAUUGUAAAUGGCCAUCAUUCUGCUUCAUAAAGUUCCUUGCUUACAACUCCCAUCUUUUUCAUACGUCUCAAACCAAUUGGACUGAUCUUUUUUUAAUUUUUGCAUUUGUUCUGGUUUCUUCUUCAUUCCUGUUGGAAGCUCCUUUUCCCUGCUGGCCACCUGAUUUCAUCGGAACAUUUUGUAAAGCCACAAGUCAGCGUCAAGGCAAAUUUUCAAGACUUCCACACCAAUAUGGAACUCUCAGUUUCAUCCCCAUUACUUUACUGGGUGGGCUUGGAUUUUGGGUGGUUCUCUGGAAUUCAUGGAUGCUGAUAGGGUAGCAGGCCUUUCACGUGGAGGUAUACUGAGGGAAUUCUUCGGAGAGGCCCUGUACCAUUAACGGAUACAUCAUCUGCUUUCAUGAAUUUCACUCUCUGGAGCCCUGCUAGAAUUUUGCCCACCCUGCCCAGGACCCCCCCCCCCCCAAAAAAAUUGCUUGCUUUUCAUUUUAAAAGAUUAGGAGACCUUAUUUCAAGGUAUGAACAGAUUUUAUAGAAAAAUUAUACCUACGCAAUAGGAUACAUGGGGAAGACCAUUUAUUUCUGGUGGUAUUAGACUCACAGCAAGUGUUAAGUCCAAGUUUUGAGAUUGCACUGACCAAAAAGUAGGGCCGAAUGCACUGGAGUAUAGCUUUGUUGGAGUUGGGUGGUGGAUACUUUUAGUUUCGGUUACUUGAUAAGGUCAGGGACAUAAGGAUCCUAGAGGAGGAAGAGAGAAUUUUCUAGCUGGUACACGGAGCUGC